This is a messenger RNA of Limanda limanda (common dab), 1317 nucleotides long. RefSeq names its product potassium inwardly rectifying channel subfamily J member 10a (gene kcnj10a). Lineage: Eukaryota; Metazoa; Chordata; Actinopteri; Pleuronectiformes; Pleuronectidae. The transcript is spliced from 5 exons. Bases 1 to 1317 code for a protein of 438 amino acids. Gene Ontology annotation, molecular function: inward rectifier potassium channel activity. Gene Ontology annotation, cellular component: plasma membrane. Gene Ontology annotation, biological process: potassium ion import across plasma membrane; regulation of monoatomic ion transmembrane transport. The record is from RefSeq and is a predicted model, not a curated record.
AUGACCUCAGCCACUCCCCCUUCCUCAGAGGGAUCCUCCCCCCAGAAAGUAUGCCACUCCCACACGCAGACGGACAUCACCAAGCCGCUGCUGAGCUCCCCCGGGGGGGCCAGGGGGGUUGGAGGGGGUGUACAGGAAACCGGCGCGGGAGUCACCAGCGCCCUGCGGAGGAGACGGCGUGUCCUCUCCAAAGAUGGGCGGAGCAACGUGCGCAUCGAGCACGUGAGCGGGCGCGGCGCCCUGUACCUCCGUGACCUCUGGACGACCUUCCUGGACAUGCAGUGGCGCUACAAGUUCUUCCUGUUCUCCGCCACCUUCGCCGGGACCUGGUUCGUGUUCGGGGUCCUGUGGUACCUGGUGGCGCUGGUGCACGGAGACCUGCUGGAGUUCGACCCCCCCGCUAACCACACCCCCUGUGUGAUGGAGGUGAAGACCCUCACCGGGGCCUUCCUCUUCUCCCUGGAGUCGCAGACCACCAUCGGCUACGGGUUCCGCUGCAUCACGGAGGAGUGUCCUGCCGCCAUCAUCCUGCUCAUCUUCCAGCUGGUCAUCACCAUGGUGAUGGAGAUCUUCAUCACCGGCACCUUCCUCGCCAAGGUGGCGCGUCCCAAGAAGAGAGGCGAGACGGUGAAGUUCAGUCAACAAGCCGUGGUGUCCAAUCACGAGGGCCGGCUCUGCCUCAUGAUCCGAGUCGCCAACAUGCGCAAGAGCCUGCUGCUCGGUUGCCAGGUCACAGGGAAGCUGCUGCAGACGUCUCUGACGCAGGAGGGCGAGACCGUGAGGCUGGACCAGAGGAACGUCCCGUUCCAGGUGGACACGUCCAGCGACAGCCCCUUCCUCAUCAUCCCACUGACCUUCUACCACAUCAUCGACGACAGCAGCCCCCUCCGGGCCUGGGCAGCUAAAGGCGGCGGCUGGACGGACCCGGACCUGGCGGACUUCGAGCUGCUGGUGAUCCUGAGCGCCACCGUGGAGCCGACCUCCGCGACCUGCCAGGUGCGCACGUCCUACCUGCCUGACGAGAUCCUCUGGGGCUACGAGUUCCCCCCCGUCGUGUCCCUGUCGCCCUCGGGGAAGUACGUGGCGGAUUUUGCCUUCUUUGAAAAAGUGGCCAAAACCACGUCGCCGCUCUUCAUCAAGCCGGCCCUGCCGCCCAGCCCCCCCACGCAGGCGUCCCGCUGCCGCGGCAGCAAGGAGGACGGGACGGACGUGGAGAAGAUGAGACUGGAGGAGAUCUACAGGGGGGAGGAGAGGGGCCGGGGGGGGGUCCGCCCCAGAGAGAGCAGCCCGCGGAGCGUGAGAAUCAGCAACGUGUGA